AUGUUCCGUAAAGGAAAAGCUCUGCGCAGUCCUGCCAUGGGCGGCUAUUGCAGCCUAGUGGAUGCUUCUACAUAUCCCAGUUCCAGUGACCCUUCAUCUUUGAGUCUGAAGUUGUUGAAGGCCUUUCGAAGACUGGCAAGCAUGAUGCAGCGCUGA
Molecule: messenger RNA, 156 nt
Organism: Aspergillus nidulans FGSC A4
Lineage: Eukaryota; Fungi; Ascomycota; Eurotiomycetes; Eurotiales; Aspergillaceae
Exons: 4
Coding region: 1-156 (51 amino acids)
Source: RefSeq, a predicted model, not a curated record